AUGAAGAUCACGCUUUUCGCGAUGGUUUUUGCCUCGGUGCUGUCCAAGGCCCACGCUGAUGAAUACGACUACAGAGAUAUUAUGCCUGACUUUAUGGGCAACAGCGAGGAGUUCAAAGAAAUGUUCCGUGGCGAGUGGGGAAAACCGGAAAAAGGUCCCUGGAUGGAAUGGCAGCAGCCUACUUCCACGUACAUAACCACUGUUCCGUUGACAUGCGCGGACAAGACUUGCACGAAGACCUUCAUACCUUCAAUCAGCAUCGCCCGCAGCACUGCCGAGCCAGGUAGCGAUGCGGACGGCAAGCAUGCAAAGGUUUAUACCAGUGUAAUUGGUGCCCCCGGCACAAUGACCAUCGUGCCCGAAACCACCAUGACUCGCAAUGCCAUCUCUGCUCAUCAACCCACUGCUACUGGAACUACCGACCUCACCAAAACCCAGCAUGAGAACAACGAUGCGGGUCGUGAAAGUACUUCCAUCACCGGGAAAUUCUCACAUCAUGAUCAUCAUCUUUCUCCUGAGGAAUCGCACAAGGCCAAAGACUCUCAGUUGUCCCAUCAUGAUGAUUAUAUGCUUUACCGGCUCGCGGCUUUGCACAAGGAUGAAUUUGCGCACUACCUUGUAACGCAGGAACACGGCAAGCACAAGAAUCACGCCGCCACCACACAUGCGGCAGCUGUUGUAACGCAGGAACACGGGAAGCACAAUACUCACGCCGCCACGACAAAUGCGGCAGCUGUGGUCGGUAGUGUAAAACACAGCUCUGUCAAGCACAAGACUCACGCUACCACAACACGUAUGGUGGCAGUAGUCCAUACACACAGCGCCGUCAAGCACACGACCCACGCUACUACAGCGAAUACGGCGGCAGUGGUCGUUGACGUAAAAAACAGCUCUACCAAGCACACUACGCCGGCGCGAGUCACUCCGUCAAAGAGCUCUUCAAAGCAUGGCGCUAAACACACCCCCAAGCCGAAUCAACAUCUACUUGAUUCGGACGACGUUUCUGAAUCCCUUGCGAGUCACGCAAGCUCCACCGAGGAACAGUCCAUGACCAUUUUGCGGACUCCUAGCUAUGUCGGUGGCUCAGCUCGACCCUCAAGGUCUGCUCAUCGUUCUCGAUCAUCUCACUACGGUAUGCCUUCAAGCCCCACGAAGACUAUUACCAUUGAUGGCCCGACCAUAACCUAUGCUCGGCCUACUAUUGUGUACCCAGCAGAGACAUCGACUAGCUUGGUGCCGAUCGUCAUGCCCACAGUCGUGUACAGCGGUGCGAUAUCAUACAUUCCCAUCGCCGUUCCUACCACCAUUUACAGCGAGCAGCCGGUUACUCUACAUGACAGUGUAACUUCAUACAUCCCUGUCGCAGUUCUGACCACAACCACCAUUGAGGACGAGCAUACUACAACACUCCACAGCACAUAUUUCGAGCCGACCACGGUGACCGUAUCGGAGCCUUGCCACACGUGUCCCAGUGGCAUGACUAUGUACACCUCGACUUCGGCGUAUGUCAGUGUCUCGUCCAGUAUCACAACUCCGACACCUCCCCCUACCACUUCCGGACUCCAUUAUGUCACCCAAACCUGGUACAGCACCGUCACCCAGACAAUUACAGACUGUCAUGAGUGCCAAGAUCGGCCACAGAUCUCGAAAGUCACCAAGACCAUCUGCAGUACCUACACGCUUCCAUGGCCUCCUUCAGCUGCUGCCUCGGAACUGCGCACCAUGCACAAAGCCAAGAAGCAUCGUGCUUGA
Dissoconium aciculare CBS 342.82 is the source of this 1752-nucleotide messenger RNA. RefSeq lists its product as uncharacterized. The transcript is spliced from 2 exons. The record is from RefSeq and is a predicted model, not a curated record. Bases 1 to 1752 code for a protein of 583 amino acids. Lineage: Eukaryota; Fungi; Ascomycota; Dothideomycetes; Mycosphaerellales; Dissoconiaceae.